AUGCACACUCCCCUCGAGAGCCCAGAGAAAGACAGCGUUGUCGACGACCAAGGUCACGAUGGUUGUGAAUCGCGUAAAUGUCUCGGAAGAAGACAUACGUACCUCAUUCUUCAAGCCAAACAGAAGACUCCUACUCUUUCAAUAGCUCCGACUCCGGAAGAAAGCCAUUUACAAGAUUUAGCCGACCGACUCCAAAGUUGCGCGCACCUCGUCAGUUCUCUGACACCGAAGAACAGUCCCAUGACCAACAAGUCUUUAGCAUCUCUCCACGAGAGCUUCCGACGUGCGACUUCAUCGACUCAGUCUCAUUGUGAAGAUGAAAGCCGAGACUUAAAUGCAAAUCGCCCCGAUCUAGGCAACUCUCGCAGGGAGGGGCGAAGACCCUGGUCGGACCGCAAUGGCAAUCGCGGUCUACAGGACGUCAUGCGCCAGCAACUCGACCCGAGAACAGCCCGAGGCUUCGACAGGUUUACAGCACUUUGCAAAGGUCAUCUCUGUCGGAGGCUGCUCGGCUGUAGCAGGGUACAAGGAAUCAUAGGAACCAUAACCGACAUGGUGCAGAUGGCUUUCGAGUUGCAUCAGCUGGAAGAGAGGAAUAAACCCAACGAUAUGGACAUAGAGCUCCACGAGAAAGUUUUGCUCACAUUGGAUGAUUCCUGCCAAGAGUUGUAUCGGAUUUUCUUUGAAGCUGCUCCGUCGGAACGAAUUCAAUUGAUUCGAGACUCGAAUGCCAAUCAGAUGACAGUCGAUAGAAGCGGGGCUCCGGUGAAGAGGUUGAGCUCGGCGACGCUCAAACGACGCAUUCGACUUCAGAGGGACGCCGACCUGAAAAGGAGAUGGAAAAAUCAUUUGGAGAUUUCUCUGAUCGGAGAUUGUCUCCGAUCCUGGCAUUAUCAUGUCUCGGCUACCCAUAUAAUCCAGUACGGCGAUCUUGAUCAAAUUUCCCUCGGUCGAUGGAAAAGAGACGGGACUGGAGAUGUAGACGGGCAUGCUCUUCACUCGGAGUAG
Molecule: messenger RNA, 1008 nt
Organism: Galendromus occidentalis (western predatory mite)
Lineage: Eukaryota; Metazoa; Arthropoda; Arachnida; Mesostigmata; Phytoseiidae
Exons: 4
Coding region: 1-1008 (335 amino acids)
Biological process (GO): centrosome duplication; negative regulation of centriole elongation; centriole replication
Cellular component (GO): centriole
Source: RefSeq, a predicted model, not a curated record